Molecule: messenger RNA, 633 nt
Organism: Phragmites australis (common reed)
Lineage: Eukaryota; Viridiplantae; Streptophyta; Magnoliopsida; Poales; Poaceae
Product: plasma membrane ATPase 2-like
Exons: 7
Coding region: 1-633 (210 amino acids)
Biological process (GO): regulation of intracellular pH; proton transmembrane transport
Cellular component (GO): plasma membrane
Molecular function (GO): ATP hydrolysis activity; ATP binding; P-type proton-exporting transporter activity
Source: RefSeq, a predicted model, not a curated record
AUGUCAGUAAUUGUCAGGGUAGCCAUUGCCAAGAAGACCGACAUACGGCUCGGCAUGGGCACAAACAUGUACCCCUCAUCAGCCCUUCUUGGGCAGAGCAGAGAUGAAUCCACCGCUUCAACCCCUGAUGAUUUGAUCAAGAAGGCUGAUGGCUUUGCCAGCGUCUUCCCAGAACACAAGUAUGAGAUCAUCAAGAAACUACAGCGGAUGAAGCACAUAUGUGGAAUGACUGGAGAUGGCAUCAACGACGCGCCUGCGUUGAAGAAGGUAGAUAUCGGAAUUGCUAUAGCUGAUGCUACUGAUGCUGCCAAGAGUGCCUCUGACGUUGUGCUAAUUAAACCUGGACUCAGUGUCAUCAUCAGUGUUGUGCUCACUAGCCGGGCCAUCUUUCAGAUGAUGAAGAAUUACACUAUAUGCGCGAUGUCGAUAACAAUCAAUGUGCACCUUGGAUUUGUGCUGAUUGCUUUGACGUGGAAAUUUGAUUUCUCACCAUUCAUGAUUCUAAUCAUUGCCAUUCUGAACUAUGGCACAAUCAUGACUAUCUCGAACGAUAGAGUAAAGCCAUCCCCACACCUAGAUAGUUGGAAGCUGAAUGAAAUUUUUGCCACCGCAUCGUGUAUGCCACCUACUUAG